AAUUCAAGUCAAAUUCACGAGCAAUAUUUAUGGGCAGAUUCUUACGUCAAUUUGCUUAAUAUAGCACACGGGGGAAGGGGAUUGUUAGUAAUAGAAACUAAGGGUCCAAUUGCCUCCUGGAAACCGUCGUGCUGAAUUCUAAGUGUAUCAUCACGAUGGGCUGACUGACCUGUCUUUUCAUCCUCACUUAUCAUUUCUCACUGGUGCCCCGCCGGUGUAUACCGUUAGCACGGGCGGGGUUUACCAUUUCAUUGUCAUCCAUUAAAAAAAUAUGGGUGCAGGUAUGGGCCGCAAAUAUGUGCUCUUUGCCCGAGCGUACAGCAGUGGCAUGCUGCCAUCGCGUUAUUAACUUAGGACCAAAGGCCCAAACCUAUACUAUGACAUAUUAUUUCAGCCGUUAACUGUCCACUGCUGAACAUAAGUCUUUUCCAUAUGGGGAGUUUUGUUAGUAGUUGCCACGCUUGGCACGCGGGGUGACAACCGCAGUUAGGUUUUUACAGAUGUUUUAAGAGGGACGCUGCUGCCCAUCCCUCCACCAUAAACUCCCUUAGUCGCCCCUUACGACACCCAUGGGAAAGGAAGGGGUGGCCCAUUCUAAGUCGGGGCACACACGGCAUACGAUAACAUAGCAGUACUUAAAAUAUAGCGCAGAUUAGAAGUGUAUAAAAAUAAAAAAAAAGUAACGAUUUGACGAAGACGGAACACAAAUAAAGUGAUUAGAAGCAUUACAACUUCUAAGAACAAAGAAUUUCAAUUUUAUAAUAGAUUUAUUGUCUCAGAAAAGUUUUUUAUAUAUAUAAUAUUUGUAUGAUGUAUAGCUGAAUAUGAUAAAAGUUUAUUUACCAGUGUCAUCUUGUUGUACCAUAUUCUAACAAAUAAAUUUAUUAUUAUUAUUACACCAACGAGAAUUUAUUUACUAAUAAUUAAAAUUUGUAACAGUUCAUAACUAAUAAAAACUUUAAGUGAGAAUAUGGUUGUGAACGCUCGUGCAGAUUAGUGUUAGUGAUUAACUGCACUAGUAAUAUUAAAAUUUUGCCGAACCGUAUUAUUUCCAUAGAAUAAUGGAAUGCAAUCUGCAUAAAUGGAUUGGAUAUAUGUGUAUGUAUAUAUGUAUAUAUUUAGAUAUCUAUGAUACAUUUUUUAUAAUGUUAUGUUUAAAAUAUCAAAGCCUUGUUAAUAAUAAUUUAGAAAAUAAUUAACUUAUUGUUUUUAUAAAUAAACAAGAUCAAAACAACAUUUUUUUAUAAAUCAAUCCAGGUUUUACACUUUUCUACAAUGGUAACACCUAACGUCAUUCACACUUUCUCAAUCUACCUACAUUAUAAAAAAAACUAACAUUGGUCAUUGCUCAUGCAUACUCGUACGUUCAGUUGACAAAUGAACAAGUUGUAAAUACUUUUAUUUUUUCUGAGAGUUCAGUGUUAUUUAAAAAAAAAGUAAGUUUAUUUAAACUUUUGUUUAAAUAUCGCCCUUUUAGUUAUGGAUUCACCAAAAACAACGUCCAAAAGGGUUGCUAAUUUGACAAUCUAUGAAAGGACUGUAUUGACUCGAUUAAUAAAAAGAUACCCACAGGUUCAAUCAAAAUUACGAGACAAAUUAUCUGCUAAUAAAAAAAAGGAAGUAUGGAAUUUAAUUGCUGCGAAAUUUAAUUCGUACCCUAAUGUACACAAGAGGGACAUAAUUACAUUAAGAAAAGCAUGGAAUAUUAUGAAGAAUUGUACAAGAAAAGCUGGAGCGAGUAAACAUUGUAACGAACGCACUGGAGGAAGCUCACCUUUAUCACCAAUAGAUGGCACAACUAAUGUUGUGGAAGAGGAUGCUCCUGUUGUUAUAAACGAAAUUAAAAAUUCUUUUGAUAGCGAUGGAAUAAUUUUAAACACAGCUGUAAAAAGUCAAGACAGUGAUUCUAUUGAUGCAGAUAUUAAAGAUAAUUUAGAAACCAGUCUUUCUGUUACUGAGCAGAAAUAUAGAUUAGAAUUACAGAUGUUAAGAAUAAAAAAAAGAUCUGCUAAAUUUGAAGAAGAAAUAAACAAAACACUUUUAGAAAAAGCUAAAAUAGAGUUAGAGGGAAUAAAAACAAAGAUGACUGAAGACAAAAAUUUUAAUAACGAAAAUAGAGACGACAUAGACGAUUUUAGAAUACAGCUUCGAUUAGAAGAACUUCAAUAUAAAAGAAAAUUAUAUGAAUAUCAGUUGCAAUCAGUUGCGAAGGAAGUGGAAAUAAAAAACGAAACUUUAAAUCAGUUAAGAGAUGGGCGCUUAAAUUGGCAGAAUUUUUUUAAUACCUCCUAAAAUAAUUAAAUUAUACAUACAUAUCUGUCACGCCUGUGCCCCAUUAGGGUAGGCAGAAACAAUGAAACGCUAAAUGCUUCAAUUCUAACAAACCUUUUUGCUUUCUUCUCUUCUUUCUCAUCUUUUUCUAUACGCUCGCUAAAUUAAUAUAUUACUAUGAUUUCUUUUAAAAUAAAUUAUUUGUAACAUUA
Messenger RNA from Galleria mellonella (greater wax moth), 2483 nucleotides. RefSeq lists its product as uncharacterized. The coding region runs from base 1480 to 2292 and encodes 270 amino acids. Lineage: Eukaryota; Metazoa; Arthropoda; Insecta; Lepidoptera; Pyralidae. The record is from RefSeq and is a predicted model, not a curated record. The transcript is spliced from 6 exons.